AUGACAACAGUUGAAACAAAAACUUUCAUUGAGACUUUUCUAACAUGGAGAAAAAAUCAUCUCACAACCAACUAUAAGACCGAAUCAACUGUGGAUGUCUCCACUUUGACCCCCGAAAAGUUCAUGGCACUCACAACCUAUCAAAAAGGAACGGACACUACAUUGCCCGAAACAGAUUUUGUAAAAACAGAAGCAGACUCCUAUAUGUACGACCUUAUUAAGGCUAAUCUUACUGACAAUGGUAGAUCAGUACUCAAUGUUUCCAAGCCAACUCUCUCUACCGAGAUUACCGGUGCCAUCGUCGGUGAGGGAUAUGCAGCGGAGAUCACCAAAUACUCUAACCUCUGGUUGCUCCAGUUUUUGAAGGAGCGUACUGAAAAUUCCAAAUCCUAUUCCAGAGUCAAGUCUAAGGCUACCACUGAUUUCCAGGCUUCUCAAGGUAGUAAAAUUAUGACCGACGUCAACAUGAAAUUUUCCUAUCUCGCCACAGUAAAGAAAGUUCCUGCGUUCAUUCCUUACAUGUACAAUGCAGACACUCUGAAGGAUAAAGUCAAGUCGUACCUUUUGGAAGAUGUCUACAAAGAAACAUGGGUGGAAAAGGCUUUUAAUUCCAACAAGGUGCUUCUAAAUGAAGCCGAUGUCGCCGAUCAUUCUUAUGCAUUCUCAGAGCUCAAGGCAAAGUUGGAUAUUUUGGACCCUUCAUUUGGACUCUCAAGUACCGUGCUCAGUGAAUACUACUCUCACCUCUAUGCGAUAGCAGCACCAUUCAGUUUGAAAAACACUCCAAAAAUCAAAAGAAUGUUUAGAAAGAUAACAACCGAUGUCCUUGUGGCGAUUGCUAAAUCAACAAGUCAUCCAUGGACAAAUCUAGUUACCGAUUGGGAGGCUAUUUACACAAGUAAAGGAACAUUUGGUAAAAUUUUAGGAGAUGCUCUUUUCCACAUGAGCAAGUUAAUGGUCAACGCUGCAAAGACAAAGGCAGUAAGUGCUAGUGAUGCUUAUGUUAUCAACAAGGAUAAGUUCAUUGAGAAACUCAAGAAGAUUAAAGGUGCAAUCCCAGUUGGAAAACCUGAACUUGUGGCUAAAUGGGAGGAAUCGACAACGUUUAAAUUAGUAUCUGGAUUGUUUGUUUUGGUUAAUGCUGGUGUCAUCUAUAAAGGACUCUAUAGCUAUGACAAGCUUACCGAUCCAGAAAAGGUCUCACUCUGGAUAACCUCUGCACAAACUGGUGUCGAUGGCAUUACUUCGAUUGUGGAUGCAAUUCAAUUUGGUUAUAAAGCAUACAAAUGGAUUGGCGCGAAAAUUGCAGACCUAAUUAAGCCGAAUGUAGUUUCACCAAUAGCGCAGGCCGUAGCAACUAAAAAUGUCGCCAAGUUUGCUACUCUUAUUAAAAUGACCAAGUACUUGAAGAUCGUCACUGGUGUAUUACUUGUAGCUAGUAUGUUGGUCUCAGGAUACGAGUUGGUGACAGCAAUUGCAAACAAACAGUGGGGAGAGGCUGCCCUUUCCCUAACCGAGCUUUCUCUGACGUUUGCCCUUUUUGUUUUAACAUUCUUUGUCAGCACUUCCUGGUCUGGUCCAGCAUGUUUGGUCUUGACUUUUGUUCUCAUCGUAAUUGCAGUAGCCAAGAUUUUCUGGGACACAAUCACACAUUUUUUUACUGGAGAUCCAGUAGAGAACUACUAUAAAGAUAAUCCUACAUAUAUAAUGACAUCCAGAGAAUAUCUAGAUUACAUGUAUGCUGCACUUGAUGCUUAUAAUGUAAAGCAUCCAGAAAAUGCCAUUGUAACAAGAAAUCUCAGACUAACUCUAGAUAAGGGUAAUGCUAUUAGUAUGCUUCCUGAAUAA
Messenger RNA from Heterostelium album PN500, 1848 nucleotides. RefSeq lists its product as uncharacterized. Lineage: Eukaryota; Evosea; Eumycetozoa; Acytosteliales; Acytosteliaceae. Bases 1 to 1848 code for a protein of 615 amino acids. The record is from RefSeq and is a predicted model, not a curated record. The transcript has a single exon.